Messenger RNA from Mercurialis annua (annual mercury), 2212 nucleotides. RefSeq names its product AP2-like ethylene-responsive transcription factor AIL6. The transcript has 10 exons. The record is from RefSeq and is a predicted model, not a curated record. Gene Ontology annotation, molecular function: DNA-binding transcription factor activity; DNA binding. Gene Ontology annotation, biological process: regulation of DNA-templated transcription. Lineage: Eukaryota; Viridiplantae; Streptophyta; Magnoliopsida; Malpighiales; Euphorbiaceae. The coding region runs from base 371 to 1978 and encodes 535 amino acids.
UAACUUUUCUGUUCCUCUAAAACCCCUCUUGUUUUACGCCGGUUGGCAGAAAGAAACCGCUCAGCUCAUUAUAUAACCUGCCACCUGCGUCUCCUUUGUUUCUCUCUCUAUCUCCUUCUCUCUCUAACUUUUUUUCUGACUCACAGUUCGGUUUAUCUUCUUGUUUUUAAAACUCAAAUCCCGGGUUUGCAUGCAUUCUUGAAUUUUUUUUAGAAAUUUAAACCCGACCCACUUGUUUAAACUCAUCAAAAUCUUAUUUUUUCCAUCUGGGUAUUGCUUAUACUUCGUGAUUAUCGUAUGGGAAGCUCUUAAGUAACGGAUUUUUAAGGUAUUUUUUUUAUUUCUUUUUGUUGAAAUAUUAAUAAAAAGAAUGGCACCGGCUACAACUUCUACAAACUGGCUUUCUUUUUCACUCUCUCCAAUGGAAAUGUUGAGGUCAUCCACUGAAUCUCAGUUCUUAUCUUACGAAGCUGCUGCUGUUUCUUCUUCUUCUACUGCUGUUCCUCACUAUUUCAUCGAUAACUUUUAUGCUAACGGGUGGGGAAGUACAAAGGAAGAGCAUCAAGGAGCAACAACAAUGACGGCAGACUCGUCAAUACUCACAAGUUUCCUAGACCCAGAAACUCACCAUCAUCACAUACCCAAACUUGAAGAUUUUCUCGGCGAUUCGUCGUCGCCAAUCGUUAGAUACUCCGAUAAUAGCCAAACCGAUACGCAAGACUCGUCGUCUUUAACUCACAUCUACCACGACCAAGGCUCAGCUGCUUACUUCAAUGAGCAACAAGAUCUCAAAGCUAUAGCCGGGUUUCAAAACACCUUCUCGACCAACUCGGGUUCCGAAGUUGACGAUUCGGGUUCAAUAGCUAGAACUCAGAUUGGUAGUGGUAGUGAGUUUGUGGGUCAUUCUAUUGAGUCAAGCCGAGAUGAUCAUCAGUUGGGUUGCUUCUCUAAUAAUGCUUUAUCUCUUGGAGUUAACAGUAAUAAUAACAAUAAUAAUAAUAGUAUUAAUCAUCAUAAUCAUCAGAGUAAUUCAUCAAAUAGUAAGGCUAUUGUUCCUGUUGUUGAAUCUGACUGCACUAAAAAGAUUGCUGAUACUUUUGGCCAGAGAACUUCAAUUUACAGAGGAGUUACUAGACACAGAUGGACAGGAAGAUAUGAAGCGCAUCUAUGGGAUAACAGUUGUAGAAGAGAGGGUCAGGCUAGAAAAGGGCGUCAAGUAUAUUUAGGUGGAUAUGAUAAGGAGGAAAAGGCGGCUAUAGCUUAUGACUUGGCAGCUCUAAAAUAUUGGGGUGCCACUGCCACCACCAACUUCCCUGUUACCAAUUAUAGCAAAGAAUUGGAGGAGAUGAAAUAUGCGUCUAAGCAGGAAUUUAUUGCUUCUCUUAGGAGGAAGAGUAGUGGGUUUUCGAGGGGAGCCUCUAUCUACAGGGGUGUCACAAGGCAUCAUCAACAAGGUCGUUGGCAAGCGAGAAUUGGUCGUGUAGCUGGAAACAAGGACCUUUACCUCGGCACCUUCGCGACGGAAGAGGAAGCUGCUGAGGCAUAUGAUAUAGCAGCUAUCAAAUUCAGGGGUAUGAAUGCUGUGACCAAUUUUGAGAUGAACCGAUACGAUGUGGAAGCAAUAAUGAAGAGCGCUCUUCCAAUCGGUGGUGCAGCAAAGCGGCUGAAGCUCUCACUAGAAUCCGAUCAGAAACCAACUCUUAACCACGAACAGCAACAACCUCAAGGAAGCAGCAGCAAUAACAUCAGCUUCGCUUCAAUGCCACCGGUUUCCGCCAUCCCAUGCGGUAUUCCUUACGACAACGCAGCAGCUCAGCUGUACCAUCACCAUCACAACCUCUUCCACCACCUACAAACCACCAACAGCAACUUGGGUGGAACUGCUGAUAAUUCGUCCGCUUCAUCGAUAGCAACGACAAUGUCGAUGUUGCCGCAAACGGCCGAGUUCUUUUUAUGGCCGCACCACCACCAAUAUUGACAGAAAAAAGAAAAGGCAAGCAGUUUUGACUUUCAGGAAUUGAGCUAACAGAAACAAUUUGCUGACAGUUUUAGUAGUCUUACCUUUAUUAAUGUACCUCUUAAUUAACCUUGGGCAGGAUUAGGAAGUUCUUUUUUUGGAUUAAUGACUAAAUUCAGUUUUAGUUAUAGUAUUUUUAGGAUGCUGGAUUUUUUAAGCAAUUUAUCUCAAUAUGCGAGGGCCAUUUAUUGUUUA